Exophiala spinifera is the source of this 1545-nucleotide messenger RNA. RefSeq lists its product as uncharacterized. The record is from RefSeq and is a predicted model, not a curated record. Bases 1 to 1545 code for a protein of 514 amino acids. Gene Ontology annotation, cellular component: outer membrane; SAM complex. Lineage: Eukaryota; Fungi; Ascomycota; Eurotiomycetes; Chaetothyriales; Herpotrichiellaceae. The transcript is spliced from 2 exons. Gene Ontology annotation, biological process: protein insertion into mitochondrial outer membrane.
AUGGCCACCUCAGACUCGGCUGGCGAGGACUCCAUCUUUGACUUGCUCAAGCAAGCAGAUCCGGCGGAGUUAGAACAACGCCAAAGAGCGAUCAACGAGCGAAUCCACGCUACAUUCCAGCUUAGCCAACAAAGGCUCGCCGACUUGAUAGACCAGAACUCGACCCUACCUACCACUGUCUCUUCGGUCACUGUCCUUGGAGCUCCGAAUACCCGCCAUGGGUUCUUGAAGGGUGUCGUAAAGCCUCUACUAAGUGCCAACCGCGACCGGCCAUACACACAAUCAGAGCUGAUCCAUGAAGUCGCAAAGACUGCUGACAAGCUCAAUAAAUUUGGAAUCUACAAAGAAUGCUCCGUCUUCAUUGACAAACCACCUCAGACUGACCCCUCUACGACGGCAACCGAUGUUGCGGUGUACUAUUCCGUAAAAGAAAAGAGCCGAAUACUCGCAAAAACGGGAACAGAUCUGGGAAAUGCGGAAGGCUCCGCCUACGCGAACGUGGAAUGGCGCAACAUACUGGGUGGUGCGGAAACACUAGAUCUGAAUGCCUCGAUCGGAACACGAACGAGGUCUUCUUAUCAGGCUACAUUCGAAACUCCUGUGCUUAGCAAUCCUGACUUCCGCUUCCAGCUCGGAGGCGUCCAAAGUGCAACACAGAAACCAUUUGCCAGCCAUGAAGAAGCUUUGAAGGGAGGCUGGGCAAAAUUACGAUGGCAGUCGACCUCCGGAACCCUGAAUGAAGUGGGAUACAAUGGUGUUUGGCGGCAGGUAACAGGACUGGCGCAAAAUGCUUCACCCACAAUUAGGAAUGAAGCGGGAGAUUCCUUCAAAAGCAGCAUAUCUCUUAUGAGGACAACGGAUAGACGGGAUAACCCUAUGCUACCAUCUCGAGGGUAUUACGCAAAGUCGCUUGUCGAAUUGGCUGGCUGGGGGCCACUUCGAGGGGAUGUAUCAUUCUUGAAAACCGAAGUUGAAAGUCAGACUGCGAUCCCUAUACCAUUACCUGGUAUCAAAGGCGACAGCGGGGUGAGUUUCACGACUGGACUUCGAGCUGGUCUACUCUAUCCUCUCACUCUCGGGGCCAAUCCAAACCCCGAAAUGUCCCGAAUCAACGACAGAUUCCAGCUGGGUGGGCCAACAGACGUUCGUGGAUUCCGUUUAUCGGGUCUCGGGCCUCACGAUGGACCAGAUGCUGUGGGCGGUGAUGUCUAUGCAGCUGGAAGCGCAAAUCUGUUCCUUCCUCUGCCAAAGCUGGGCAAAGACAAACCCCUCCGAUUUCAGGCUUUCGUCAACGGUGGCAGACUGUUGGCACUGCGGAAUGCCGGGACAGAAGGGCCAAUGAGCAAGGAACAAGUUAACUCUAGCUUAACGAAUGCUAUCGCCGAUCUGGGCAAUGGACUUCCGACCAUGUCUGCUGGGUUUGGGCUUGUUUAUGCUCACCCCGUAGCUCGAUUCGAGUUGAACUUUUCGCUCCCCAUUGCAGUGCGGAAACACGAAGAGGCCAGGAAGGGCAUCUCGUUCGGGGUUGGAAUCAACCUGCUGUAG